Messenger RNA from Nannizzia gypsea CBS 118893, 1449 nucleotides. RefSeq lists its product as hypothetical. Lineage: Eukaryota; Fungi; Ascomycota; Eurotiomycetes; Onygenales; Arthrodermataceae. The transcript is spliced from 2 exons. The record is from RefSeq and is a predicted model, not a curated record. Bases 1 to 1449 code for a protein of 482 amino acids.
AUGACUACCACUCCGCCGCCGUCAUCCGCCAUUCGGCCUCCUCCCACUCCUCGCUAUGGCUCUCGGUACGAUAACUACGAGCCAUAUUCCCCUCGCCGCUCCAAACGCAUUGCGGACCAGCAACACCUAUUUAAUGACUCUGCUGCUGCUCCAGACGCGAGCACCGCGGACCUUAUCAAAGAGCACACCUUAAGACGCGACCAGGAGCUACACCAGCUUGGCGUUAGUGGCAGAGCUACUUACUCUCCACCACACUCACAACCUGGCUCUCCUAAGCGAAGAAGUGAAAGACAGGACAUGAACUCCCCUUCUCUUUCACCACAACCAAAGAGCAGAAUCAGAUCUGAGCCUGUUUCCUUUUCACUUUCUCUUCCUUCCUCUUCUUCUACUUCACACAGCAGCACAAUGGAGGCCAAUAUCAACAGCAGCUUAGCUGCCAACGGAAUGUUGCCUACGCCAGCGAAGACUCCUCGAAAGAAGCAGAUCGAAGACUUUGGUUCUACAGCUCGCACUCUGUUUUCAAGCAGCUCCAAAUCCAACGAAGACUCAGCAGCCAUGAUGCCGAAGCGCUCCAGAAGCAAAAAAUACUCAGGCUUCUCACUUGAGAGCUUUGAGGCUGACCCUCAGCAAGCUAGCCAACAGCCUAUAUCUAUCUUCACCGACUCUCGAGAUCGAAUUCCACAAGUGAACAAUAACCCGGACAAUCCUUUCCGCAGCAAGCCCGCUGAUGGUGAACCAUCCUCUUCCAAGGUCUCGGCAGACGCUGGUAGACGCAGAAAACUCGAUGAGAGCAGCCGCAAACGGGAUAAGAAGGUAGACAAGGCUAUACAUCGAGAUGACGGAUUACUUUAUGUUUUCCGAGGAAAGAAAGUGUUCCGCAAGUUCAAGCCAGAGGUAGAGGAGGAAGAAGGUGACGACGAUGACUUGGGUCUUUUGGCCUCUCGCAGCGAACUCACAACUGAGUCUAUACCCCGCAUCCGCCCUCUAACCCGCUCUUCCAUCAAACCUCGUGUCCUGUUUCCUGAGGCUACAGCUACUCCUGCUGUUCGUGAGGAGAAAAAAGAACCAAGCACCCCUUCAACCAUCUUUGAAGAAGAGGAGGAGCAAACUGAAGAGCCGGCUGAAGAGUCAGCUGAAACUGUCGACCAACCAGCCAUUGGUCAUGCAGAAGUUGAAUCAGAUAAUCCCAUCACUCCUCAAGGGCAAAUCACCCAAUUAGAUACCCCUUCAUCUCCGCUUGCUUCUGGACGCUCUCUCCGCUCCCAUGCCCUCAAGACAGGCUCUGAACCUGAAGCCGAACAUCGUGAUCCGGAGACUCCAACUGCAAAACGCUUUAGUCCUUUUGACAGAUGGCGCAGAGGCAAAUCUCACUCCACGCCCACCAAGACCAAGAAGAGAGGCAUCGAUGGCAACUCCAACCCCGCUUCAAAGAAGUCUCGCAGCCACUAA